AUGGAGAACAAUAAUGAUGUUGAUUGUCUUCCACUAGAUGACGAGGAAAAUGGUUUAUCCCCUGCAAAGAAAUUUCCUAAAAAAUCUACUGGCCGAGAGAAGAAGGGGCAAGGAGUUCGCCAAAACUAUGUUAUUCGAGAGAUUAUCCCAGUGAAUGAAAAGCUUUUUUCUUUUUACCGUCAACAACAGAUUAUUCCAGAAUCAGAAUGGGACGAUUUUGUAUCUGCUUUAAGGUUUGUUAGUCUACACUUAACCGAAAAUGAAAUGACAUGUUUAAGGAGAGAGUUGCCUGUAUCUUUCCGAAUUCAAUGCUCUCUUCGUGAAAGGGAUCAUUUAGAUGAAUAUAUACAAUCAAAAUUUGUUAAAAAAAUUGAAAAUAUUGCAAAAGAUUCGCCUGAAAUUGAUCCUCCAAGAAGAGUCCCUUUUGUGCCAUAUGCUUAUCAAACAAAAAUGUCUAGAGCUUCAAUUCGAGGACAUCCAAUUUUAAAAGAUUUGCAUGAAUUUCUUAUUAAUGAAACUGAAUUGGGUUAUAUAAGCCGUCAAGAGGUGUGUAGUAUGAUUCCACCGCUUUUUCUUGAUAUUCAACCACAUCAUUUGGUGUUAGAUGCAUGUGCUGCUCCAGGAAGUAAAACUGCACAAAUAAUUGAAUUAAUGCAUGUUUCAUCAACAAAUCCAAGUGGAAUGGUUGUUGCAAAUGAUAUUGAUUAUAAAAGAUGUUAUUUACUUGUCCAUCAAACAUUAAAAAGAAUGCCAACAGCUGAUGUUGUUGUUGUUAGUCAUGAUUCUGGUCAAUUCCCAGUUAUGCUAGAUUCUAACAAACAACCAUUACUCUUUGAUAGAAUUUUAUGCGAUGUUAUUUGCAGUGGUGAUGGGACUUUUCGAAAAAAUCCGGAAUUGUGGAAUAAUUGGGAACCAAUGAAAGGAAUUCAUCUUCACAAAUUACAAUUACAAAUUGCUCGUCGUUGUUUUGAACUUCUUAAACCUGGAGGUUUGAUGUGUUAUUCUACUUGUUCUUUGAAUCCUUUGGAGGAUGAAGCUGUAAUUGCACAAUUAUUAAGACAUUUUAAUAAAGAAAUUGAAUUAGUAGAUAUUUCUGGAAAAAUUCUGGAUUUAAAAAGAACAAAAGGAAUUAGUUAUUGGAAGGUUUUUAACAAAAAUCUGGAAGAAUACUCUUCCAUAGAUGAUGUUCCGAAAGAAGCUUUACGUCAUUUUAAGCCUUCAAUGUUUCCUCCUAAAAGUGAAGAAAUUGAAUCAAUGCAUUUGGAUUAUUGUUUUAGAAUUUUGCCACAUCAACAAGAUACUGGAGGAUUUUUUGUUGCUAUUUUAAGACGGAAAGAGAUAGUUAAAGUAAAUGUAGAAAAUGAUUCCACAGAUGAACAGCAACAACAACCCUUGAAGCUUAACCAGCCAACAACGCUUAUAAGAAAAUCAACAGUUACCAGAAAAAGAAGAGGUUUUGUUCAUAAAGAAGAUCCAUUUAUUUUUCUUGCCAACCAUAGUGAUGAGAAUGAAUUAAGAGAGGCAUUGAAGGAAUAUUUUGGCAUUUUACCAGAAAAUUUUUCUCAUCAAAAUUUACUUGUACGUUCAACAAAUACUGAAAGGAAAAAAGAAGUUUAUUAUGUGAAUGAUUCUCUAAAAGAAUUUUUAAUAAAUAAUGAUGGACGUUUCAAAAUUGUAAAUGCUGGAAUGGGAAUUUUAAAGAAAAUUAUCAAUGAUAAAGUAUCGCCUUGUCCUUACAGAAUUAAACAGGAUGGAUUACCUAUUCUUAUACCCUGGAUUACUAAACGAAUUAUUGAUAUACCUACCUCACUUUUCAUUCGGAUUUUGCAUGGUGGUCAAACUAAUUUAAAAGAAAAAGAAACUUCACAAUAUUUACCAUUAAUUGAACUUGGAGAAGAGGAACAUUUUUUAUUUAAAGGUUUAGAACCAGGUACAAUAAUUCUCCGUCUUCUUGAGCCUUUUCCAAAAGAAGUUUGUGCUUGGAUAGGUGCUAAUUCAAUAAGUGCUUUUGUUUCACGUGAGGAACGUUUUCAUUUAUUGUGCAUAUUGGGUGAAGAUAUUAUCAAAUUAAAAAGGAAAACUGUUACAUGUCGACAGGAAAAAGCAGCAGCCAAAUUAAAUAAAGAAAAAGAUUUAAUAAAUGAUUUGGAGGAAAGUAAGGAGGUUUAA
Messenger RNA from Meloidogyne enterolobii, 2169 nucleotides. NCBI's taxonomy places the organism in Eukaryota, Metazoa, Nematoda, Chromadorea, Rhabditida, Meloidogynidae. The record is from the annotation of a GenBank genome assembly.